Molecule: messenger RNA, 815 nt
Organism: Penicillium canescens
Lineage: Eukaryota; Fungi; Ascomycota; Eurotiomycetes; Eurotiales; Aspergillaceae
Product: chaperonin 10-like protein
Exons: 5
Coding region: 81-815 (244 amino acids)
Molecular function (GO): oxidoreductase activity, acting on NAD(P)H
Source: RefSeq, a predicted model, not a curated record
ACACCGGUAUCCCCGUUCCUGAAGCUGGCCACGUCCUUAUUCGCGUGGCCGUAUCUGGUACUAAUCCUAAGGACUGGAAGAUGCCUCUCUGGUGGCCAACAGACGGGACGCCUACCAAGCAAGGAGAUGAUAUCGCCGGAUAUAUCGAGGCAUUGGGGGAGAGGGUGAUGGGAUUCCACAAGGGCGAUAGGGUCGCCGCCUACGCCGAGUAUGCAAUCGCGCCCGACUACACGACCUUCCAUAUUCCCGCCAAAACCGGAUUUGAAGGGACGCGGCUAGAGGCGGCCACUAUUCCGCUGGCUGCUAUGACUACUGCACUCGGUCUUUAUCAGCGCUUAAAGCUGCCUCUGCCUUGGAAUCCGACCACUAAGCCUCUGCCUCUUAUUGUAUAUGGCGGCGCGACCGUAGUUAGAGCCUUUGCGAUUAAAUUUGCCCGGCUUUCUAAUAUCUACCCGCUUAUCACGGUAGCUGGCAAAGGCAGCACCUUCGUCGAAACUCUUAUCGAUCGCGAGAAAGGUAACACGAUAAUCGACUACCGUGAAGGCGAUGAAGUUAUUAGGGCAAAGAUCAAGGAAGCGGCGGGUGGGCGAUCGAUACACUACGCAUUCGAUGCGAAUGUCGGCGCGGUUAUGACCGCGCCUAGGGAGAUCACUACCAUGCUGUCGAGCGCGCAGGGCUGGUUCUCGCGACACCCGUAUGAAGUGCGCCCGGGUGGGUUGGCUAGACUUGAAGGGGCGUUGCAGGAUCUUAAAUCGGGCAAGGCAUCUGCUAUUAAGUACGUGGUGCGUAUUGGCGAGACGAAAGGGUUGAUAUAG